Messenger RNA from Acipenser ruthenus (sterlet), 2966 nucleotides. Its product is annotated as type II iodothyronine deiodinase-like. The record is from RefSeq and is a predicted model, not a curated record. Lineage: Eukaryota; Metazoa; Chordata; Actinopteri; Acipenseriformes; Acipenseridae. The transcript is spliced from 2 exons. Gene Ontology annotation, molecular function: thyroxine 5'-deiodinase activity.
AAUAGUGGAUAAACUUUCAUUAAAUAAAAUAAUAAAGUGAAUUCAAUGUAUUCGAAUAAAAUUAAAACUGCGUAGUUGAUAGCUUAUUCUCUUUACCCUUUAAACUACAAUUGAAGAUUAAACGUGGAUAAUCUUACUCUUUUAAUCAACCAAGAAAGGGAUUUUAAUUUCUGCGUCAUAUAAACGUCAAUCCUGUCAGUCCCUUUCAAAGGUGCAUAAGUCACUGCGACUAUUCCAGGAGUGAAUGAAUUUAACAGAGACAAUAUAAAGUUCCACCCUAUUGUCUCUUCUAUUUGUUUUAUACUUGUCCUAGCCAAAGAAAAGCUUUCAGCGUUGACGUCAUGAUCUUAUUCAAGAUAAGCCUCGGUGAAUGAUUUACGCACGGGAUAUAAAGAGCGGCACCAGACAGAACUAGAAGUCCUGAUAUUGACAGACUAGUAGCAAAGUUUGAGUGGACAAAAAGUUAUGAUCCGUUCACGUUCAGCAAUCGCUGAUUUUCAAGAAGUUACUCCUUCAGAGAUAACAGCAAUUUUUGAUAACCACACGUUUCGAUGAGGUCUGUGAAGGCAUUCUAUUAAAAAAAGGCAUCGUUUACUGAAGGGAGAAACUUACCAGUAAAGAGAACAUAAGACAAUUGAAGAUAUUGCAUGGGUUUACAGAAAUGAAGACAUGAAUAUAAAUUACCUUGAUAGAAAGUUAAAAGAACCCACCAUGGGUUUGCUAAGUGUAGACGUGCUGGUAAGGCUACAGAUUUUGCCAGGGUUCUUCUCCAAUUGCCUGUUCCUGGCGCUGUAUGAUUCAGUGGUCCUGGUGAAGCGGGUGGUGUCACUCCUGAGCCGCUCUGGUGCUGGUGGUGAAUGGCAGCGCAUGUUAACAUCAGCUGGGCUGCGGUCUGUGUGGAACAGCUUUCUUCUCGAUGCGUAUAAACAGGUGAAGCUGGGUGGUGAGGCGCCCAAUUCCAAGGUGGUUAGAGUAUCGGGUGCAAGCAGCAGAAGGAAAAGCUUUAGCGGUAAGAGCGGAAUGGAAUGCCAGCUGCUGGAUUUUGAGUCUUCUGACCGUCCUUUGGUUGUCAACUUUGGCUCUGCCACCUGACCCCCAUUCAUCAGCCACCUGCCUGCGUUUAGGCAGCUGGUUGAAGAGUUCUCUGAUGUGGCUGACUUCCUGUUAGUCUAUAUCGAUGAGGCUCACCCAACAGAUGGCUGGGCAGUUCCAGGGAUGGGGUUCAAUUCUUUUGAGGUAAGGAAGCACAGGAGCCUGGAAGAGCGUUGCCUGGCUGCCCACAACCUGCUGGAACGCUUCUCUUUACCACCUCAGUGCCAGCUGGUGGCGGACUGCAUGGACAACAACACUAAUGUGGCUUAUGGCGUCUCAUUUGAAAGAGUGUGCAUUGUGCAUAAACAGAAAAUUGCCUAUCUGGGUGGGAAAGGACCAUUUUUUUACAAUCUUAAAAAAGUAAGGCAUUGGCUUGAGCAGAACUAUGGGAAGCGAUAAAAAAAUUGACAUAUUUCUAGACACAAAAGGAGAAAAAGGAAGUGAGUAAAUGUAAAACCCAGAAGCGAAGGUGUAAAGAUGGUUCAAACCAAACAAUUCUCAGAACUUAAAUGCUGUAAACUGACAAUAUCAGUUACUAUUUAACAAGGUCUGGCUGAUUACAUAGGAUUGAACUUGUGGAACCGAUCAGAAUGUCAUGUUUAAAAUUUAAAAAAAAAUGCUGUAAAAUUUAAGAAGCAAUAAAGCAAAGCACACCAAAUAGACAAUUUAAAUGUUUUGAUAACAACAACAACACAUAUAUUUUAACAAAAACAGAAAUGAGAGCAUUUGAAACCAACUUUUAUAAGUUUAAUUUAUUUUUAUGAGAUGAAAAGUUUAUAUAUUUUUGUGUCAUUUUUACAUUGUUGUGAUAUAUGUAGUGGUUAUGUGCACCAUGUAUUACAUCUAUCUUGUAUUACAUUUAUUUAAAAAUUAAAUAAUUUCUUAUCUAAAUUCAAUAAUAUAGGUACACAAACUUUGUAGUACUGUUUUAAGAUGCUUUUUUGCACAUGAUACAUCUGUUUUGAUAAUAUGAUCUCCCAACAUACCAGCAAAAUAGUUCUAAAGAUCACCUUCGAUAUUAAUAAACCAUUGUUUUUAUUGAUUAACACGCAACAAUUCUAUUUACAAUUUAUGUCAUGAGGCCAGGAGAAGUAUUUUUGGGAUUAGCAAAAAUGCACAGCGGGUACUGAAAUUACUGAAUUAAACUGGUAAUGUUUGUAAUUAGUUACAGAGCUACUAUGUGCAAAAGUAAGCAUGUUUUUAAGGUGCUGAAGCAGAAAAGCUACACAUUGCUUUUAGUGUUGGUCCCACAUCUACAGACAAGGGUUUGUUUUGGGAUAUUGGUGUGUGGAUGAAGAUCACUCACGAAAGGGUCCUACAGCUCUGUCAGUGAUUCGAUGUAAUCACACCUUUUCUCUUAACAUGAAUUCAUGUCUGUUUUUGUGCCAAUAUAAAGAAUGUAUGGCUACUGAUUUAACUGAAUUUAAAAAUAUGUAAUGUAAUGUUGUGUACAGUGCUGCUUAUUAUUUAAAUAAAACUUUGUUGUUCAGUUUUUUUUUUUUUACUAAAUAUUAUUUUAUCACACAGAUGCUUAACCUUGUUACUGCUCAGUCAAAUUGUCAUCUGACUGUACCAUAUUUUCUGGUCCUUUCUUAUAUGUAAUUGCUGAUUGACCAGAUUAUGUAAUCGCCCUCAACUUUCAAUCAUCACUGCAUGUUCUCCUAGGGGAGAAGCAGAAGUGUGUGUAUGCAGUAUGUGGGUGUGUAAAAAAAACAGUCAGGUUACACCAGUCCCUUUCCUGAGGUGUGAGGGGACAAGUGUCCCUACCUAAUUAUAUUUGUGGAACAUUAAAUGUAACUUUCAUUCAGGGGAAAGACACAGAGCAGCACAAACUAGAAAAACAACUUGGAUACGUGUGCUGGGAAAACUUCUAA